This is a messenger RNA of Nymphalis io (European peacock), 6230 nucleotides long. Its product is annotated as alpha-2-macroglobulin-P-like. The coding region runs from base 335 to 5503 and encodes 1722 amino acids. Gene Ontology annotation, molecular function: endopeptidase inhibitor activity. NCBI's taxonomy places the organism in Eukaryota, Metazoa, Arthropoda, Insecta, Lepidoptera, Nymphalidae. The record is from RefSeq and is a predicted model, not a curated record. The transcript is spliced from 29 exons. Gene Ontology annotation, cellular component: extracellular region.
ACAACGCGGUUUCAUUUCCGUUUGAACUAAGAAUGAUUUUUUUAAAUGAAUUCUUAUGUUGUUGUUCAUUUCACUGUUAAAUCAUUAGGCUGAAUCGAGUCGUACGUUUUACCGGCAAAGUUACAUUAAAAAGUUAUUAGAAAAAAAAUUGUAUUGUAGGUACCUGUUUAGUUUGUUAUUUAUGAAUUUAAUAAUAAAAUUACUUGUAAAAUGUUAAAAAGUUUUAUUCUUUGCUUUGAAUGUGAUACGAAAAAAUUAAAAAGUGUUUGUGAUAUUAGUUAAAAAGUGCAUCGGACGAGUGUUUACACAAAAAUCUGGUAAACAUAACGUGACAAUGCGUUGGUUUAUCAUAUUGUUUAUAAUACCGGCGCGAGGGAAUUUCAUUGAAACACCACAAAACAUUACUAGUUCACCAUGUUCGGACCGGUACCAUCUAUUCCUGGCGCCAGGCGUGCUAACAUCUGGCGGUACAAGCAGGACUUGUGUCUCUCGGUUCUACCCAGAAGGUCCAGCGCGCAUGGUCCUGACAUUGCUCACAGAGGACGGUCAGAGUUCAAGCGCGACAAGGGAUUUGACGCCUGGGGACGGAGGCUGUCUUGAUAUUUCGGUUCCAGAAAAACCCAACACAAGAGCUGAACUCAGUGUUAAUAUAAGAUAUCCCGAUGCGAACUGUUCUUGGGACCGCCGUAUAUCCCUACGGAUAGCGAGUGGGAAGAUAGUGGUCGUCCACACUGAUCGUGCAAGAUACCGGCCUGGAGACUUGUUGAGGAUAAGAGCCAUCGUGCUCAAAGCGGACCUUACUCCUGCACAUUCUAACUUCGAAGAGAUAUGGGUGUCGGGCCCGCGCGGCGCGUGGGACGGCGUGCGCGUGGCGCAGUGGGCGCGCGUGCGCAGCCGGCUGGGCGUGGCGCAGGCGCAGCACCGCCUCGACGGCGCCGCGCCGCCCGGCCGCUGGACGCUGCGCGCGCGCCUCGCCGACGGCGCGCAGGGAUCUACGACGUUCCUGGUCGGUAACUACGAAUUGCCGCCAUUCCAGCUGACAGUCAAUCACUCGCCUAAAAUCUUGAGGACUAGCGAGAGACUCGUCUGGACUGUGUGUGUGAGAUACCCGUGGUCAGAAGCAGUGGAAGGUAUGUUAGUCAUCCGUCUCCGUGGGGUGGGAGGUUCUGGUGAAGGCACUGGUGGAAUUCGAACCGCUGUCCGUCUGAAAGCGCCCCGAGCGUGUCACCGACACGCCGCUGCGUCUAAACGUAUAGGACUGGAUGGAGACAGUUCCCCUGAUGUUGUUGUCGCUGACUUCUCAUUUCAGGAGGAGGGGACGAGAAUAUGGCAGAAUACGACCGUGGUGUCCCAUGUUGUGGACGAUGCAGUCACCUUGGAGUUCCUCACCAAGCACAGUGUUGUUAUAUCACCGGGACUGCCUUACAAAAUUAAAGUGAAAGCAACUCGCUGGGACGACAAGCCCGCGACCAACGAGAGUGUCCGCAUGUGCCGCGCCGCGGCCCGCACUCUCGACGAGGAGUUCAACUCCACCAGCGCUUCGUGCGUGGAUUCCAUCACCGACUGGAAGGGCAUCGCCAAGGUCAUGUUCACAGCUGAAGAUGAUGGCAGUCCCUAUUAUAUUUUUCAGGCGCGCGCGCGCAACGCGACGGCGCGGCUGGGCGCGCGCGGGGCGCGCGGGGCGCGCGGGGGCGGCGCGCGCGCGGCGCUGGGCGCGCUGCGGGCGGACCGGCGCGCGCGCACGCUGCUGCCGCUCUACCUCGCGCUGCCCGACGCCGGCGCCGCGCUCACCGUGCACUUCGUGGUCAUCACCCGCGGAGGAAUCAUAUACCGCUGGGGUGCUACCACCCAAUGCCCGAUCACUAGCACCACCAACGUGAUCCAGACGUCACCUCGCAACAGCGUCUGCCCCAAUACCAAUCUGGUGAAACUCGAUAAAAUCUUCGAUAAGAAUUUAGAUGCAAGGAACUCGUCGAAGCUAGACGCUCUCAUGGACAGACAUUUGUCCAAGAUAAUGCUGCCGAUUAAAGUGUCCCACCAGAUGUGCCCCGACAGCCACUUGGUAGCGUAUUUCUAUUAUAAGAACGAGCUGAUCACUGCGAGUAAGCAUUUCGAGUUGGAAGAAUGUUUUGCCAAUAAGGUAGAAGCUCGCUGGGCAUCCCGUCACGUGUCCCCCGGCUCGCUGUCGCGCCUGCACGUGCAGACGCCGGGGCCCGCGCUGUGCGCGCUCAGUGUGCUGGAGGCGGGCGCGGCGGGGGAGGGGGGCGCGGCCGGGGCGGGGGGGGCGGCCGGCCUGCGCGCGGACCUGCUGGCGGCGCUGCGGGUCUUGGUGGACGCGAACAGGAACCUGACGGAGCACGACGCCGCUGGGGAAUGUUUCCUCACAUCAGACACGCCCGACGUGCCCACAUCGGGCAUCGAACUCAUGUCCUCGUGGCUGUCGUCUGCUGGAGUCAGACUUCUCGGCGGUGGCAAUAUUGUGAGACACUGCGGCCCCUCUCCGGCUAAACUUGUUACUGAAGACGUCAUUGUGCCGAGGAGUGACUUCUCUGAGUCAUGGCUGUGGCGCCUCGUGGGCGUGGGUGCCAACGGUUCAGUGGUAGUUAGUGCUCGAGCACCGGAUUCCAUCACCCGAUACGAAGCGACGGCUAUCUGCCUUGCGAAGAGUGGUAUCGCAAUUUCGGAGCCUGCUGUGUUACAGGUGUUCCGUCAGUUCUUCAUCCAUGCCACCGGCCCUCAGAGAAUGAAACGAGGGGACUCCAUCAUCGUUCCAUAUCGCAUCUUCAACUACCUCUAUGAGCCUCUCAGUAUCGAGGUGGAGGUGGUGGCGGAGCGACCGCUCGAGGCCCCCGGCGGCGCCGAGCGCGUGUGCGCCGGGCCGCGCGCGGCGGUGGCGCGGCGCGCGUGGCUGCGCGCGGGCGGCGUGGGCGGCGCGGGCGGCGCGGGGCGCGCGGGCGCGGCGCGCGUGCGGCUGCGGGCGCGCGCCGCGCCCGGGGCCUGCGCGCCGGCGGCGGGCACGUUCAGCGGGAGCGCCAGUGAUGAAGUGGUAAUCCGCAUCGAGGUGGACCCUGAAGGUGUUCCGGUGCAAGAACAUCGCUCUGCCCUGCUCUGUGGUCAAGAUAGUCAAAAUUUUACAAGCAUCCCUGAAAUGUCGUGGUCGUGGCCCGAGGUCCAAGCUGUGGCUGGUACUGAAUCCGUGACCGUCUGGGCCACUGGAGACACAUUUGGACCAUUACUUGCUGAUGCGGAUGGCCUGGUACAGCUUCCACGUGGCUGCGGAGAGCAGAACAUGGCGCGACUCGCCACUAAUCUGCUGGCGCUGCAGAUGAUGACACCUGGGCACGGGACUCUGAGCGCUAAGGAUCAUGUCGCGAGAGGUGUAACGCGCCAGUUGCAAUACGCACACCCAGAGGGAGGGUUCAGCGCGUUCGGCACCGCAGACCCGCAGCCCUCCGCCUGGCUCACCGCAUUCUGUCUACGAUAUCUGAGGAGAGCUUAUGAGGUAAUAUCGGGCAAGGCUCCCGUCCCCCCUGUGAUAAUACGAUCUGAGCGCUGGCUGGCGAGUCGGCAGAUGGAGAACGGCUGCUUCCGUCCCGACGGACACGUGUUCCACCACGAGCUGCAGGGUGGUUUAAACGAAGAUAGCGAGACAUCGAAUGUUGCUCUAACAGCUUACAUCAUCAUCGCUCUACUCGAAAGUACUUCGCCUCUCCCUCCCAAACUCAUAAAAAACUCCCUCUCCUGUCUCCGAGCUUUACCGCCUUCGAAAUCAAAUAUCCCCAAUCCGUCCCGGAUCUACGCCCACUCGAUAAUAACGUACGCCUUCAUGAGGCUGCGGAGGUACGAGGAGUCGAGAAGUAACGAGGCGGGCGAGGAGGAAGGACUGAAGGAGGACGAGGAAUUGCAGGUGCUCAUGGAGUUUCUUAGUAUGGCGAAGCGUAACGGAGAGUACGUUUGGUGGGAUACCGGCAACCCGGCGACGUCGGUGGAGGCGUCGGGCUACGCGCUGGCGGCGCUGGCGCAGUGCGGCGCGGGGCGGCGCGCGCGCUGCGCCCGCGACGUGGCUCCCGCCGCGCGCUGGCUCGCCGCGCAGCUCCGCGCCGCCGGCGGGUUCGGCUCCACGCAGGACACGCUCGUAGCACUGGAGGGUUUAGCUCUCUGGAGAGAUCUCCUCCCAUCGGCUUCCAACGUGACAAUCAAAAUCCGCAGCGGGUCGCACUCAGACGCGCUGCAGUUAACCGCCGAUUCCACUGUGCCAAAACUCGUAAAGUUGCCAGCCAGCCAACAGACCACCGUGGCAGUUGAAGGCCCCGGCUGCGCGCUGGUGCAGGCGACGCGCGUGUACCACAGCGCGGCGGCGCCGGGCACGCGCGGCUCCGUGCGCGUGCGCGUGUCCCCGCAGGGGGCCUUCCACUGCGCGCACGGGGCCUGCUACUGCGCUGCGCUGCUGCAGGUGUGCGUGAUGUGGACAGACUCAUUCCCCCCCAUGUCGCUGCUGGAGGUGUCUCUGCCCAGCGGAUAUGCGCCAGACGCGGAACGUCUCUACGCACAGCUCACUGACCAUACACUUCUCCGUCGUAUAGAGCUGUCUCCAAACAGCGGUAAGGUGAGUAUGUACCUCGGCUCGCGGGACGGUAGCGACACUGUGUCGCGUGUCGGCCGGCAGUGUGUCGACAUACACGUGGUGGGACCGAAAGCACGUACCAAGCCCGCGUACGUCAAGAUCAUUGACUACUACAGACCUGAUAUUAAGGAUACACAGAUGUACACAAUCCCAGAGGACUGUCCCUCUCAAAUAUCGGAAAAUACAAGCAACUACCACGCGUCAGACAAUCUAUUCAACGAAGCUCGCUCGCUCACGGACAGCGGGGAAAUUGUCAUCUCACACGAAUACUCCUUCGAAGAUCUACCUGGAGGGUUCCCGUUAGAGGAUCCGAUGUAUGAGAACCUCAUAAAAAAUAAUGAUUACAAUACAAUUAAGGAUAUUGAAAACGAAAAUAGUAAUCAAGAAAGAGUAAUUGUUACUAUUGAUCAAAAUACAGAUUUAAAAGCUGAUGAUGUAACUGAAAAAACAGCCGAUGCGAUUAAGAACACAAAAGAAAACAUCGAAAGGAAUACAACAAAAGAAAUUGAUUUAUCGACAGAAGCAAUUGAGAACAAACACGAAUUCAAAGGAAUCACUGAAGUUGAACGUGCAAAUGUGACCGGUAUUAAAGAAGAAUUGAAGCAAGAAUUACCUGAUAAGAAAUUAUCUAUUAACAAUCCUUCACUAUCGACCUUUCAUGUGAUCGAUUCGGAGAAAGAUCUAGAUUUUCCGACGGGUGUAGAAGGACCGAUACCCGCGGUAGUUUUACCACCAAAGAAUUUUGUUGUUCCACCAGAAACAGAUCAAACAAUCCACUUACAAACUAACUGGCGAUCUUCCCCCGCAGUACUCUACGACCAAGAAUAUUACGACCAAAAAUAUCAUACAGAAAACAAAGCCGAUGGUAUUGUCACUUGAGAAAUUCGAUAACAAAUCAUUUAUAUUUGUUAUUUUGAUGCAUUUAUACAAAAAAUACCUCCCGCGUUAGUUGUAAGUAAUUAUUAUUAAUAAAUAAGACUGAAGACAUUGUAUAGUCCAGGACUUUCCAACCAGUAGGUAGGCUGAAACAAUGUAAUAGGGCAAAAAAAAUAUGACGCUAAUUGGGUUGGUAGCCUCUGGUAUAGUCCACGAACACAACUCAUGAUCACCAAGGAGCUGGUUACGCUACCAGUCAAUAGCCAAGUGUAAUAACAAUGAAAUAUUAUAGUCACAGUAACAGUAACAGCCUGUAAAUGUCCCACUGCUGGGCUAAGGCCUCCUCUCCCUUUUUGAGGAGAAGGUUUGGAGCUUAUUCCACCACGCUGCUCCAGUGCGGGUUGGUGGAAUACACAUGUGGCAGAAUUUCGAUGAAAUUAGACACAUGCAGGUUUCCUCACGAUGUUUUCCUUCACCGAAAAGCACGAGAUGAAUUAUAAACAGAAAUUAAGCACAUGUAAAUUCAGAGGUGCUUGCCCGGGUUUGAACCCAUGUUCAUCGGUUAAGAUUCACGCGUUCUUACCACUGGGCCAUCUCGACUUUUUUAAAUAUUAUAGCGUUUAAGUUAAUUUAUUGCUUGUAAUUAGGAUUAAAUGUAAACAGCAAAAAAUUAUAGGCUGUGAGUAAAAAUUUUAAAACAUUGUUUAUUGUUUUAUCGGCGGAAGUUUUG